UCCAAAAAAAAAAAAAAAAUUAUAAUUAUUAAGGUAAAGAAGUCGGUCUGAAUUUGCCAUAGUUGGAAACUGUCAGCAAAGUGGAUGAGGGUGUAGUAAAGCUCGAACGAAGGAACGAAACAAACGUUUUAGAGACCAAUGGUGGACAUGUUCGAAGCUGCUGUUUUGGCUUCUCAGGUUCGCAUCAAUCUUCAUCCUCUCACUUCCACUUCCACUUCCACCACCACUGUCACCGUCCCAUCUCUUUCUCUCUUGCCAAGCAAUUUAAGGACCACAAGCACAACAACGCCAUGGAAAUUCAGAGCCGCUGUUGCUGUUUUUUCAUCUCCGUCUCCUGGGUCCCUCAAUCAAACAGUUGGUGGGCGAUCUUUGGAACCCAGCAACGACAAAUCUGUAAACAACGGAGAACCAAAUGAGAGUCAAUGGAAGAAGAAGAAGAGGAGGGUAUUCUUCUUGGACGUUAAUCCUCUCUGUUACAAUGGAAGUACACCCAGCUUACACUCCUUUGCUCAUUGGAUUUCUCUUUUCUUCUCUCGAGUCAGCCUCACAGACCCUGUCAUUGCUGUUAUUGAUGGGGAAAGAGGUAAUGAGUAUCGCAGGCAAUUAUUACCUUCAUAUAAGGCGCAUAGGAAAAAAUUCUCAAGACAAAAUUCAGUGUCACAAAGAUUUUCAAAAGUUCCUGUUUGGAGGUCACAUCGAGUAGUCAUUGAUGUGCUCAAGAAAUUAAAUGUUCCGGUCGUAAAAAUUGAAGACCAUGAAGCAGAUGAUGUUGUGGCUACACUUGUUGAUGAAGUUUUACAAAGAGGAUACCAAGUGGUUGUUGCCUCUCCUGAUAAAGAUUUCAAGCAACUAAUCUCUGAGGAUGUGCAAAUUGUUAUGCCCAUGCUUGAGCUUGACCGUUGGUCGUUUUACACCCUAAAGCACUACGUAGCACAGUACAAUUGUGAUCCAUCCUCCGAUUUGAGUCUUAGAUGCAUAAUGGGUGAUGAAGUCGAUGGAGUUCCUGGGAUUCAACAUGUAGUUCCUGGUUUUGGUCGAAAGACUGCACUCAAGCUCUUGAAAAAGCACGGUUCAUUGGAAAAUUUACUAAAUGCAGCAGCAGUAAGAACUGUGGGCAGACAAUAUGCCCAAGAUGCCCUUACGAAAUAUGCUGAUUACCUGCGAAGAAAUUAUGAAGUUCUUUCCUUGAAGAGGGAUGUCAAUGUUCGUCUUCAAGAGGAGUGGUUGUCUGAUAGAGAAACCUGCAAUGAUUCGGUUACCUUAUCCAACUUCUUAAAGCUGUUGGGAGAACCCUGAAGCUGAAUCACCGAAACAGAUCCCAUUCUUCAAAUAGUUAAGCUCCAAUAUGUCCCCAUGUUUUCGACUUCUUUUAAAGAUGCAUUGAAGAUUUAACCUCUUCUCUAAGGUACUAAAGAUAUCCGUGGUUCAUUUCCUGGAUCUCCAAGUUGGAUUUAUGGAUCUUUUUAUUUUAGUUUUAAAUAACCAUGCUUCACUGUAAGCUAAUGAUGUAGACACUUGUAGACUUAUACUCAUUGCUAGCUAAGCUUUAGGAACACUGGAUGGCUUUUGCCCCAUUGAUCAAUUAAACUAGUUGAAGAACAUGCAUUACUGAUAGAAGAUGAAUUGAAAACUUUCUGAUUUGUACUUCAAGACUUGUAAUAAAGAUGCAUCGAAGCGGCUUGUCUUGAAAAUAGUAACACAGCUUUCACACUAA
Camellia sinensis is the source of this 1714-nucleotide messenger RNA. Its product is annotated as 5'-3' exonuclease family protein. Gene Ontology annotation, molecular function: DNA binding; 5'-flap endonuclease activity; 5'-3' exonuclease activity. The record is from RefSeq and is a predicted model, not a curated record. Lineage: Eukaryota; Viridiplantae; Streptophyta; Magnoliopsida; Ericales; Theaceae. Gene Ontology annotation, biological process: DNA replication, Okazaki fragment processing.